AUGUUCACACUCAACCUCCUCCUACUAAUUAUUCCUAUCCUACUUGCCAUAGCCUUUCUAAUCUUAAUUGAACGCAAAAUCUUAGGAUACAUACAACUCCGCAAGGGCCCUAACAUCGUAGGACCCCAUGGUCUCCUCCAACCCUUUGCCGAUGCUAUAAAACUAUUUAUCAAAGAACCACUACGCCCCCUAACCUCCUCUACACUACUUUAUAUCACCGCACCAACACUAGCCCUAUUUAUUGCCCUAAUCAUAUGAACACCCCUACCCCUACCACAACCCUUAAUCAAUAUAAAUAUAGGAGUUCUAUUUAUACUAGCUACAUCCAGCUUAGCAGUAUACUCCAUCCUCUGAUCAGGAUGGGCUUCUAAUUCAAAAUAUGCCCUUAUCGGAGCCCUACGAGCAGUAGCACAAACAAUUUCAUAUGAAGUCACUCUAGCCAUUAUCCUCCUAUCCAUCCUCCUAAUAAAUGGAUCAUUUACUCUUUCCACCCUUAUUAUCACUCAAGAAUUCACAUGGCUCAUUAUCCCAUCCUGACCACUAGCCAUAAUAUGGUUUGUAUCCACCCUAGCAGAAACCAAUCGAGCCCCCUUCGAUCUAACAGAAGGAGAAUCAGAGUUAGUCUCAGGAUUUAAUGUAGAAUACGCUGCAGGCCCUUUUGCCCUAUUCUUCAUAGCAGAGUACACAAACAUUAUUAUAAUAAAUGUCCUAACCACAACUCUAUUCCUAGGAACACUAUAUAACCCUUACAUACCACAAGCAUACUCCACAAUAUUCGCUACUAAAGCCCUCCUUUUAAUCACGCUAUUUUUAUGGGUACGAGCAUCAUAUCCACGAUUCCGAUACGAUCAACUUAUACAUUUACUAUGAAAAAAUUUCCUACCACUGACCCUAGCACUAUGUAUAUGGUACAUUUCCCUUCCUAUUCUAUCAUCGGGUAUUCCACCCCAAAUAU
This is a messenger RNA of Propithecus coquereli (Coquerel's sifaka), 955 nucleotides long. Lineage: Eukaryota; Metazoa; Chordata; Mammalia; Primates; Indriidae. The record is from the annotation of a RefSeq genome assembly.